Diatraea saccharalis (sugarcane borer) is the source of this 1206-nucleotide messenger RNA. The record is from the annotation of a GenBank genome assembly. NCBI's taxonomy places the organism in Eukaryota, Metazoa, Arthropoda, Insecta, Lepidoptera, Crambidae.
UCGAUAAAUUAGCUAUAUUUUUUUACAAGAUGUUGAUGUGACUACAUUAUAUACUUUUAAAAGCUUUUUUUUUGUCAGGUUAAUUUUUUAUUAAUUUAUGUCCUCGUCCACAUCAUUUCAGGUCUCAGCGAAUUGAAAAAUCAGCGCCAAAAUGGCAAUAAGGUCGUUGCCUGCAGUUCUCCUCGAAAAAGCUGCGAAGGAGAUAAACGAAGAUCCCAGAAGAGUUCCUUCUGAUAUCCAGGGACUUAGGGACUGGCUUGCCAAGCAACCCCACUUACAGUCAGUCCAACCUACUGAUCAAUGGUUAAUAGCAUUUUUAAGAGGUAGUAAAUUUAGCCUUGAACGGAGUAAAGAGAAAAUAGAUAUGUAUUAUACUUUAAGAUCUCUAGUCCCUGAAUUUUUUUCAAACAGAGAUCCACUAGACCCAAAAGUCCAAGAAAUACUUAAAUUAGGAACAUUUUUGCCUUUAAAGAAAUGUACAAGCGAAGUUGACCCAAGAACAAGUAUAGUCAGGAUUGGAUUGUUAAACCCAUCGCAGUAUCACCUGUCUGACAUAUUGAAAGUGUCACUAAUGGUGACUGAAAUCCUUAUGUUGGAAGACGACAAUUUCACUGUAUCCGGCGAGGAAGUCAUAGUAGACAUGAAAAACGUAGGAGUCGCCGUGUUGAGCCAAUGGACUCCAGCAAUGGCGAAGAAAGCGAUCUCGUGUUUCGAGAAAUCUCUACCCGUUAGAGUGAAGAGUAACCACAUACUAAACACACCGAUGGGUUUCGAGGCUGCUUUUACGAUCCUCAAGACAUUCUUAGGUGAAAAAUUAAAGAAUAGGAUCCAGGUCCACAAUCAGAACUACGAAGAGUUGUACAAGCGUAUCCCUAAGUCAAUACUGCCGAUCGAAUACGGAGGUGAAGACGGCUCUGUAGAGGAGUUGGCAAAUUAUUGGAAAACCAAGGUAGAAAGCUACCGUGACUGGUUUUUGAACGAAGAAAAAGCAAAAUCCGAUGAAUCCAAGAGACCAGGCAAACCGAAGACCACAUCAGACCUUUUCGGCGUUGAAGGCUCAUUUAGGAAAUUAGAAGUUGAUUGAAUAAUUUUAUAAUUUUGGUGUUAAAUAAAUCUUCAUUUUUUAUUAUUAUUUGAGUUACGUUGUUUUAUUUAAAUUAGUUUCUUGUUAUAAACGGAACAAGUGUUUUGUAGUUUGUAAUAUAU